Loxodonta africana (African savanna elephant) is the source of this 822-nucleotide messenger RNA. It is a transcript of the gene DCTN3, whose product is annotated as dynactin subunit 3. The record is from RefSeq and is a predicted model, not a curated record. The coding region runs from base 36 to 596 and encodes 186 amino acids. NCBI's taxonomy places the organism in Eukaryota, Metazoa, Chordata, Mammalia, Proboscidea, Elephantidae. Gene Ontology annotation, biological process: cytoskeleton-dependent cytokinesis. Gene Ontology annotation, cellular component: dynactin complex. The transcript has 7 exons.
CCGACUGUUUCCGGCUGAGGCGGGGCGGUGGUGGCAUGGCGGCCGUGACGGAUCUGCAGCGGCUACAGACCGGUGUGGAGGAACUGGAGCGCUGGGUGUAUGGGCCAGGCGGGGCGCGUGGCUCGCGGAAGGUGGCUGAUGGCCUGGUCAAGGUACAGGUGGCUUUGGGGAACAUCGCCAGCAAGAGGGAGAGGGUGAAGAUUCUGUACAAAAAGAUUGAAGACCUGAUCAAAUACCUGGAUCCUGAGUACAUCGACCGCAUUGCCAUACCUGAUGCCUCUAAGCUGCAAUUUAUCUUAGCAGAGGAGCAGUUUAUCCUCUCCCAGGUUGCGCUCCUGGAGCAGGUGGAGGCCUUGGUGCCCAUGCUGGACAGUCCUCACAUCAAAGCCGUUCCUGAGCAUGCCGCCCGCCUGCAGCGCUUGGCCCAGAUCCACAUCCAGCAGCAGGACCAGUGUGUGGAGGUCACCGAAGAGUCCAGGGCUCUCCUGGAGGAAUACAACAAGACUACAAUGCUUCUCUCCAAGCAGUUUGUGCAGUGGGAUGAGCUACUUUGCCAGCUAGAGGCCGCUAAGCAAGUGAAGCCCGCGGAGGAGUGACAGGUGUUGCCCAUGCUGGGGUGUCCAGGACAGCCCCACUGCAGAGCCCUGUGCCCAUCUGCGCUUGUAACAGGGCAGAGGCAGGUCUCUAUAUUUAUUGGAUUCACGGCCCACUUGCCUGCACUCAGGUGGGGCUCUGAGGUCAGGGGUUACCUGAGAUUUGAGAUUUGUACCACCUCCCAAUCAGUAUCCUUAUUCCACUGAGAAUAAACUAUAGAGAGCACUG